AGCGUCGAUUGAUCAUUCUGCAAGGAGCGCUGCACACGAGGGUCCAAUUCAAAACAACACGAAACCUUCCCAACAACAAGCGACUCAAACACUUUUUUUAAUGAACCAGUGCACCUGAAUUUGGCACUUGCCGCUAAACAAUCACCUACUAAAUUGGUGGUUAACAUGGAGGCCCCUAUUACUCUAUCCGGUACAAGGGUCCCAACCACCCCAAGUAUGGUUACCAUGACUACAGCUGGUGAGAGGGAAAUGCUCCCGCAACAUAUCACCCCAGAGGGACCAGACAGUGUCCUUAGCUUGGACCCCAUAACACCAUUCAAGGAAGGAGGCCUUAGAAAGAAGCCUGGUAAGAUUGGUUCAAAAAGAAAGCUCUUUCUCCUGGCUGGUGGUGGCUCAGCUGUAAAAGCUAAAAAGGUGUCUACUGGUAUCAUCAAUAAACCUAAAAAAACAAGCUCUUCUGCUGUGGCUCCACCCAGCACACCUAAACCAGUUGAUGGCUCCUGGCCCGUCUACCCUCUAACUGAACGGCAGCAGCUGCAGUACUUACUGGAGGUUACAGCAAGGGAGGCUCAAAAAGAAGAAGCAGAAUCAGAGACUGAUGAGAGUGCAGAGCAACCAUCUGAGAGAUUACGACAGAAAGAGCCAGAGAAGAAAGAGAGUAAUGCUGUGCGAGUUAGCAAGAGAAAUGAGCGUGGUGAAACGGCAUUGCACCUUGCAUCUAUUAAAGGAGAUGUUGAUGAACUGAGGUCACUGAUCAAAGCUGGAGCCAAUGUGAACAUCAAGGACUACGCAGGCUGGACACCCCUGCAUGAGGCUUGCAAUUUUGGUCACAUCUCAAUUGUUGAAGAGCUAAUAAAGGCGGGAGCAUGUGUGAACACCCCUGGCUAUGAGUCAAUUACCCCUCUACAUGACGCCAUCAUUAAUAACCAUGUGCAGGUGGUAGAGCUCCUCCUUUACCAUGGAGCUGACCCAGACAAGAUGACCCUCCAGGAAUACAAAGCAAUUGAUCUGGCAAGAUCAGCAUCUAUUAUAGAACUCUUGCAAACAGGCAAGGCACCAACAAACACCCCCAAGCUGCAAGAGGACACAGCCCAUGGCAGCAUUCCCUUAAGAGAUACAAGGGACUCAGUAAACAACUAUAGUGAUACCGAAAUAAAGAAAGGUUCUACAGAAACUUCUAAUGUCCAUAAUGAAGGGACCUGCCAGACAAAUGGAUUGCAGAAGGUUUCUAAAGAUAUUAGUAGGUCUCCGCAUUAUCAGAACAAUGCGCAAAGUGCUCAAGAUUGCAAUCAGAAUGAGCUUAAGUCUGAGAAGCACAUACCUUUUGACUCAGCGACUGAUAUUGAAAUGGCAGAUGAAGAGGUUGACCCAAGGAAAUUGAAUGAAUGUAUGGAUAAAGCAAUGAUUGAGAUAUCCUCGUAUUUACAAGUAACAACGGAUAACUCAUUGAUAACUGCACCUGUGAAUUCGGUCUCUGGAUCCCAAAACAGCAUUGAGACCCAACCUCGAGUAAUCUCAACAGCCACCGUCAUGAGCAGCUCAACAGUGAGUGAUAAUCAGCAGAAAGAGCAUGCCUCGAACAGCAGGGAUUUGAAUUGUGCCGAGGUUAUUAACCCAAAUGGUGAGUUAUUCGAGGAAGAUGAAGUAUCAGAGCAGGUGAAGUCUCCAAGCACACAGGACAAAGAAGGUGAAAAGGAAAUGCAUAAAGGGCGGGAGGCAAGCGGGAGGACAAUUAUCACAAGGCAAGACAGGCUGAGGAACAAGGAAAAUUCCAUUCCUACCCAUAAAAGUGCCUAUGUGAAGAAGCGUCGGUCGUCUGUGAGGAUUUCCUCAAAGAGUGAUGACUCUGCUGUCGAGGGGCAAGAAUGUGCUAGCCACAUAAGAGAUCCCUCUUGGAGAAAAUUUAUUGAACAGCAUAGAUACUCCAUGCACGAACUACCUCUAAACAUCCCGGGAUACAAGGAUUUCUUGAUAAACAGGAGCGUCUCCCAGGUUCCAACAAAGAUAUCUGAAGUCAAAGAUAUGGAAAGUGAAGAACUCAGUAAACUAAGAACAAGUCAUCAGGUGGAACAGGAAAAGCUGAGGAUAUCAUUUGAGCAGGAGGUGGUGCGUCUGUUUGGCAACUUUGCGCGUUCCCUGAUCAGGAGGGAUGUGCCGUUUGGAGUUUGUACGAUUCUCAAGCACCAGAUGACUAUGCAACACCGAGAGGUUUUACAUCCAGCUGCAAGUAACUCUAUGCGAUAUCCCAGUGCCGAGAGGAUACGAACAGACAUAGCAGCGCUCAUACAUAAAUUUGGAACACUGAAGGACAAACUGUUAAGAAGGCAGAGGCACGAGUUUGACGCAGCUUUAGCUCUAUUGCAGCUUACAGAUGGCGACUCGAGUCAAGGGUGUUUAGAAGCCCAAAGCUACCCAAAAGACUUCGCGCUGAUCCCGAAAGCCUUCCGAGAGUAUUACGAAGACUUCUUAUGUCUUAUCGACUAAGAAGGUAUGAAUGACUGGGAUUCCGAUAGCCUACCGAGAGUUACUACGAAGACUUCUUAUGUCUUAUCGACUACGCAGGCAUUUAUCACGGGGAUUCCAAAAGCCUACCGAUAUGCGGAUUCUUGUAUUUUAUCGAGCGAACAGACUAUGGCGUUUAUGAUUCCAAUAGCCUUCUACGAGUACUACGAAAGCCUGUACGACUGGACAGAAAUGAAAAGGGAGUUGACAAAAAGUAUAAUCGGCGAUGCUCAAUUUUUCCUAUGUUUAUUUUAAUGUCGCGUCCGAACUGUUUAGGGGAGAGAAAGCUAGCAGACAGUUUAUAGUUCAAAGGUAUUCCUGUUAUUUUUAAGUGGUUGAGUCAGUGUUUUGUCACGAAAACGGAAAAAAUAUAUAUAUUGUAAAAAAGGAGUAAAUUAAAUAAUUACUUUUUUAUGA
Messenger RNA from Nematostella vectensis (starlet sea anemone), 2919 nucleotides. Its product is annotated as ankyrin repeat domain-containing protein 11. The transcript has 12 exons. The record is from RefSeq and is a predicted model, not a curated record. Gene Ontology annotation, cellular component: nucleoplasm. Gene Ontology annotation, molecular function: protein binding. NCBI's taxonomy places the organism in Eukaryota, Metazoa, Cnidaria, Anthozoa, Actiniaria, Edwardsiidae. Bases 166 to 2484 code for a protein of 772 amino acids.